Daktulosphaira vitifoliae (grape phylloxera) is the source of this 2134-nucleotide messenger RNA. It is a transcript of the gene Su(fu), whose product is annotated as suppressor of fused homolog. The coding region runs from base 539 to 1603 and encodes 354 amino acids. The record is from RefSeq and is a predicted model, not a curated record. The transcript has 9 exons. Gene Ontology annotation, cellular component: cytoplasm; nucleus. Gene Ontology annotation, molecular function: transcription factor binding. Lineage: Eukaryota; Metazoa; Arthropoda; Insecta; Hemiptera; Phylloxeridae.
AAAAAAAAAAAAUUUGGUUGGGAAUGUUUUCUUCCAUUUUUCCUUUGUUGACUGGCCUAAGUGUAUUAUACACCGUAUUGUUUUCAUGUUGGACAAAAACGUUGCUGUUAGUAUUAAAGACGUCCAAUAUUUCAUCAUAAAACCUGGAUUAGAAAAUAAUUUGACGUAUAUUAAGUCAAACUUUGCUACCUUAACCUUAGCUAUUGAAAAAUUACAACAGCAACAUAUACCAUUUUCGGAUUCAAUCAAAAUUGUUAAGAAUAUCCAAAAGUCUUUGGAAAACUAAGUGAUCCAAAAGGAAACGUUAUUCAAAAUAAGUUCAAAAGGUAUUGGAAAAGAAUUUUGGUCUCGCGGCAUUAAUAAAAAUAUCAAAAAUUCUAACUGGUGAAGGAACAUCAGGAAAUUUAUCUGGUCUUCCUGAAGAUUUAAGUUGUAACGACUUAGCAUUUUUUAAACGCACAUCCGUGACGUUUGUCGAUGUUGAGCGAUCAUUCUCAACACAUAAAACUAUUGUCAAAUAACCGUAGAUUAUUCAAAUAUGAAAAUUUUUGGAUUAUCUGAUUUACAUGGAGAUGGCCGAGUACAUAAUGCAACUAAUGGACCUAAUGGACCUAAUGGACCUAGUGGAUUUGGGUUUGAACUAACUUUUCGUCUUCUUAAAGAUUCUUCAGAAAGCUCUCCACCUUUGUGGCCUGCUCGUAUUAUGCAAUCCCUUGCAAAAUAUGUAUUUAAAACAGGUAAUACAUUGUAUGCUGGUGAUCAUGUUUCUUGGCAUUGUGGUUUAGAUGGUAGUGAAAGUCGCUUACAACAUAUGUUGAUGGGUGAAGAUCCUCAGAUGCAAAUUACAGUAACACCUCAUGGAACAGUACGAUUUGUUCAAAUUAUCGGUGCUUGUUUGGAUGAGUUACAAGCUGUUCAACAAUGGAAUGGUCCAGGUGUAUUGCAAAUAAUGAAAAGAUAUCCAGUUACUGGAGGGUUAUGGUUAAUAACUAAUAUGCGCAGAGGAGAAAGUAUAAUUGAUAUAGAUCCUUCUGUUCGUAAUGAAAUAGCUGAAGGUAUUAAAAUGGAGGGUUCAAAUUUAUGUGGAAUUAGUGCUCAUUGCUCAUGGUUAGAAAUAAUAGAUAAAGAUAGCAAAACACUUCAUCAUGUGUCUCUAGAGCAUUCUACAAAAGAUAACCAAAUUAAUAAUAUAACAAUUGGAUUUGAUCGAAAUUUCAAUUAUAAAAGUUGUAAUACCGGUGAAUUAGCUCAAGUAAAAUUUUUAGAUAGAGUUCAUCUUGCUUUUAAUCUAGAAGCUGGACUAUUAUUACCACUAGUGUUAAAGGGUCGUAUUAGACAUGGUCGUCAUUUUACAUUUAAAUCUUUGAGUGGUGAUUCAACUAUAACAUUUGUUGCACCAUCAGUUUCUGGUUCAUUAGUCAAUGAUGAAAAACCAUAUGCAGCUCAAGACUCCUGGCUUCAAGUAUUAGUUUCAAAUAGUUUUCUUGAAUCAAUGGAAACAAGUUUAAAUUUUCUUAAUAAUCCUAUUUUGGAACCAUUGCCCAAAACUGUGUGUUGGCCUGAACAUAAUUUAACAUUAACUAUAAAUCCAGAUAAAAUAUGAUAUUUUAAAGAAUGAAGAUUAUAACAUAAUUUUAAUUAAAAUGGCUGUAAAUGGACAAUAUGAGAGACAUGAGUUUUAUAUUUUUUAAAAUUUUAAAUAAUUAUAUUUUGUUAGAAUUAUACAGAAAAAUAUAAUGAUUAAAAUCAAGAUUUCAAAAAAUUCAGUACAAAAAAUACAUAAAUAUCAAGAAAGUCACUAAAUUUAUUUACAGAGGUAUGUUACGCCUCAAUAGCCUGGGUGGCAAAAUUUUAAGAUGCUUUAUAGUUGAAUUAAAGAAUUUUCAUUUUUUGCUUAUUAGACCUAUUUAACAAAAUUAAUCUAUUUUAUAGUUAUUGUUCUUGUGAUUUCCAAAAUUAGUAUAAUUGUUUUACUAUAAUUAAAUGUUGAAAAAACGCUUUAAGUAAUAAAUUUGUUUAGAUUAGAAAAUAUUUUUUAAAAUAAAAUAAUGUUUUUUUAUUACUAAUAAUGAUGUAAAUGUAAAUAUCAUAUUAAAGUAUAAAUAUACAUAUAUUUAUAAGAUUGUAAGCUUUA